AACGGCUCUCCACAUAAUUCCAUCAGAGGCGCUACAUCACCGAAGCUCCAAUCUAUCUGUCCGCUGUUUCUCUGUGCGGCCGUGGAAAUAACAAAUUAAUUUACUACCUGUUUUUUUUUUUGUUUUAUUUUUGGUUAAAAAAUGGCAAGCAGCUUCUCAAGAAUCCUGUCCUCCAAAAGAAAAGUGGGGAUCCUAUCGUUGCUAGGGGGCUCCGUAACGGCUGGAUUUCUGCUCCACCGGGAACAUGUCAGCGCCGGAUUGCCCGUGCGCAGGCGGUACCCCGCCAGUGCGGAGUUCCCUGACCUACGCAAACACAACAACUGCAUGGCCAGUAACCUGACACCUGCUAUCUAUGCCAAGCUGUGUGAUAAGGCCACUCCCAAUGGUUUUACAUUGGACCAGGCCAUCCAGACGGGCGUGGACAACCCUGGGCACCCUUUCAUCAAGACCGUUGGGUUGGUGGCAGGAGACGAGGAGUCUUAUGAGGUAUUUGCAGACCUGAUGGAUCCUGUCAUCAAAGAGAGGCAUAAUGGCUAUGACCCCUGCAUCAUGAAGCACCCCACUGACCUGGAUGCCAGUAAGAUCCAGUCAGGCCAUUUUGAUGACCGUUACGUGCUGUCAUCCAGGGUGAGGACAGGACGCAGUAUCCGGGGGCUGAGCUUGCCUCCUGCCUGCACUCGGGCAGAGCGCAGGGAAGUGGAAAGGGUGGUUGUGGACGCCCUUUCUGGUCUAAAGGCUGACCUAGAGGGAAAAUACUACAGUCUUACCCAAAUGACAGAGCAGGAGCAGCAACAACUCAUCGAUGACCACUUUUUGUUUGACAAGCCUGUUUCACCCCUGCUGACCUGUGCCGGUAUGGCUCGUGACUGGCCAGAUGCUCGUGGUAUUUGGCACAACAAUGAGAAGACAUUCUUGAUUUGGAUCAAUGAGGAGGAUCACACCAGGGUCAUCUCUAUGGAGAAGGGAGGCAACAUGAAGAGAGUUUUUGAGAGGUUCUGCAGAGGCCUCAAGGAGGUGGAGCGUCUGAUCCAGGAGAAAGGCUGGGAGUUUAUGUGGAACGAGAGGCUUGGUUAUAUCCUCACCUGCCCCUCCAACCUGGGCACAGGUCUCAGGGCUGGAGUCCAUGUCAAACUACCCUUGAUGGGCAAGGAUCCCCGCUUCAGUAAGAUCUUGGAGAACCUGCGACUGCAGAAGCGAGGGACAGGUGGAGUGGACACUGCAGCAGUGGGCGGCGUGUUUGACAUCUCCAACCUGGAUCGUCUGGGACAGUCCGAGGUCCAGCUGGUGCAGACAGUGAUAGAUGGCGUCAACUAUCUAAUUGAGUGCGAGAAGAGACUGGAGAAAGGCCAGGACAUCAAGGUGCCCCCACCUCUCAAGCAGUUUAAGUAGACACUGAUCCCUCAUCCCUGCACACAGACCUCUGGGCACACACAUAUGCACAAACACCCUUCUAUGUGCCCAUAGAUAUUACAAAUAUCUAUGUCCUUGCCUCAUUCGCAACUACUAUUACUACUAUCCUACCUAUCUAAUCACCCCUCCCUCCCCCACAAUAUACUUUAUAAUUUAAUGGAUAUAUGUCAUUCAUAGCUAUCUGGCUAAACCUAAUUAGAGUCCCAGAACUCGGCUGUAUUAAGACCAAAGCACUAUAUCAAACUGAGCUCCGAUUCUAGUCUUGCUUUAAAUGGCAACGGUGAUUUUUAAGGUUGCAGAAAUUGUGGGGCUGUCUUUGCAUGGCCAACCAGUAUCGGUGGCUCUGCCCUUAAACCACACUCCUUAUGUACUUCUACUCUGCCGAGUCCCUUCUUACAGCAUGUCCCUCACCCCACCCCACACUCCUGCGUGUUGAUUGCCUAUUAUGUUCCUGUGUAGUCCCUCCGUAUGUGCUAUACUCUCCAUCGUGGAUUGUGUGUACAGUGUCUUUUUACCAUUUUGAGUGGAUUUGAAUGUAGAUUUACUGACUGCAGACUGAAGAGAUGUGUUCUCCAUAGGAUUUGUAUGUAUGAUGACAUACUGGUGAUAUUAAAAUGUAUUAACACACUGGCCGGGUUGGGUUCUGCACUGUAAGCUCCUGGAGCAAUAUCAUUUUAGCUGAAUGUCGCAUUGUAAUGUAUUUUAUUAAAGAGACCAUCUUUUUAACAGUA
Melanotaenia boesemani (Boeseman's rainbowfish) is the source of this 2141-nucleotide messenger RNA. RefSeq names its product creatine kinase, mitochondrial 1 (gene ckmt1). Gene Ontology annotation, cellular component: mitochondrion. Bases 142 to 1389 code for a protein of 415 amino acids. NCBI's taxonomy places the organism in Eukaryota, Metazoa, Chordata, Actinopteri, Atheriniformes, Melanotaeniidae. The transcript has 9 exons. Gene Ontology annotation, biological process: phosphocreatine biosynthetic process. The record is from RefSeq and is a predicted model, not a curated record. Gene Ontology annotation, molecular function: creatine kinase activity.